Messenger RNA from Neohortaea acidophila, 1777 nucleotides. RefSeq lists its product as uncharacterized. Gene Ontology annotation, molecular function: dihydroorotate dehydrogenase activity. Gene Ontology annotation, cellular component: cytoplasm; mitochondrial inner membrane. Gene Ontology annotation, biological process: 'de novo' pyrimidine nucleobase biosynthetic process; pyrimidine ribonucleotide biosynthetic process. The coding region runs from base 22 to 1710 and encodes 562 amino acids. Lineage: Eukaryota; Fungi; Ascomycota; Dothideomycetes; Mycosphaerellales; Teratosphaeriaceae. The transcript has a single exon. The record is from RefSeq and is a predicted model, not a curated record.
CAAUUCAACACCUACAAACCAAUGACACGCUUAAAGAGGCUAUCCGGCCUCUCAGCAGCGCUGCAAGAUUGCAGACCGGCCUUCAACAAAUCCCAAUGGCGACAAAUCGACCGUCAAUGGCAGCGCCCUUUCUCCCAACCCGCCCGGACCCUCCGCCGACCUACCUCACCUGCUAAACUCACCCCCUUCAUCCCUCGCCGAUCCGCCUCGAGCGCCGCCGCUUCUCCCACCAACAAACUCCGCAACGCCAUCUACGGCACCGGCUUGGUCUUCCUCGUCGCGUUUGGCUAUUACUACAUCACCGACACGCGCGCCAGCGUGCACCAAUGGUUCUCCGUGCCCGUGCUCAGACUCCUGCACACCGACCCCGAGGAAGCGCACCAUGCGGGCAUACGAUACAUCAAGGGGCUGUACGACUUCAAUCUACACCCGCGGGAGCGAGGGCCUACAGAUGAGGAGCUGGGAGACUUGAAAAUCGAGGUUUUCGGGCAUGUGCUGGGCAAUCCAGUCGGCACGUCGGCUGGAAUAGACAAAGAUGGUCAGAUCCCGUCUGCACUAUUUGCUCUGGGGCCGGCGAUUGUCGAGGUUGGUGGCACCACGCCGCACCCGCAAGAGGGCAAUCCGAAGCCGAGAGUGUUUCGCAUACCCUCCCAGAACGCCUUGAUCAAUCGGUAUGGACUCAACUCUGAAGGCGCGGAGUAUGUCGCCAUGCAGCUCCGUGAACGAGUUCGGCAAUAUGCGUAUGAUAAUGGACUGGGAUUGGAGGCGGAGUCGGAGCGACAAGUGCUGGAUGGAGAGGCAGGCGUGCCGCCGGGCAGUCUAGUACCUGGUCGAUUGCUCGCCGUCCAAGUCGCCAAGAACAAAACCACACCCGACCACGACAUCCGAGCUGUGGCGAACGACUACGUGACUUGCGUGGAUCAUCUUGCAAAGUACGCUGACAUCCUGGUGGUGAAUGUAUCAUCGCCCAACACCCCAGGAUUGAGAGACCUGCAAGCCACAGCGCCGUUGACCGCGAUCCUCAGCGCAGUCGUGGACGCCGCCAAGACGUGCAAUCGCAAGACAAAGCCGGCCGUCAUGGUCAAAGUAUCCCCAGACGAGGACAGCGAUUCACAAGUGGAGGGCAUUUGCUCCGCAGUAUGGGCGAGUGGUGUGGACGGAGUGAUCGUGGGCAACACGACCAAGAAGCGGCCAGAUCCCGUUCCUAAAGGCUACGUGAUGCCGGCAAAAGAGGAGAAGCUGCUAGCUGAAAUGGGCGGCUACUCUGGGCCGCAGAUGUUUGAGCGAACUUUGGCGUUGGUGAAGCGGUAUCGGACGAAGUUGGAUCAGGGUCCACGGGAUGAUGCGUCCUCAGGGUCUCAGAACAACAGCAAAGCACCACACCCGCCACCGACAACUGCAGCGAGCGAUCUCUCCUCCGACCCGGCCGACGCAAGUGCCCAGCGCGACGCGCAAAAAGUCACCUCGUCAGCUCCGGAGUCGAAGCGGAACGACAACAACGACCAGGAACUGGCCAAAGUCAUCUUCGCCACGGGAGGCAUCACAAACGGCGAGCAGUGUCUUCAGAUCCUCAACGCCGGCGCCAGUGUCUGCCAGAUCUACACUGCGAUGAUGUACGGAGGGGUGGGGACCGUGACGAGGAUGAAGCGGGAGAUGAGGGAGGGCUUGAAGCGGGAAGGGGGCAGGUCUUCGAGCGCUGCUUCUUCGUAAGUAGUGUACAGUACAGAAGAGUAUCGUGAACAGAAUACCUGUGAUGAAUGCAAGAUAUAUGAGGCGU